Molecule: messenger RNA, 570 nt
Organism: Arabis nemorensis
Lineage: Eukaryota; Viridiplantae; Streptophyta; Magnoliopsida; Brassicales; Brassicaceae
Source: the annotation of a GenBank genome assembly
AUGUUCAUGAAACUAUACUCGGCGAUGAAAGCUUAUGAAUACGGUUUACAGAUUUUCUUGCUUACGUAUUGUUAUAUUCUAAAUUUCGGAUUUAGAACAGGGCAGUUCAUAGAAGUGGCUAUAUCACGGUUUCUGCUUAUAGCUCUUGGAUCUGGUGUUAGUUUAGGUGUCAAUAUGUUUAUCUAUCUUAUUUGGGCUAGAGAGGAUCUUCAUAACCUUGUUGUGAAAAAUUUCAUGAAUGUCGCGACUUCUCUUGAAGGUUGUGUCAAUGGAUACCUUCGUUGUGUUGAAUACGAGAGAAUACCAUCCAAAAUACUCAGGUACCAAGCCACAGAGGAUCCGCUUUACAAGGGUUACAGAUCAUCGGUUGAGUUAACCAGCCAAGAAGAGUCUCUGGUAUUUGUCAUUACGGGAUCAUUAUCUAAAAAAUGUUUCUGGGAUAGAGGUUUUAUCGUCCUAAAGAAGCAGAGAAAAAGGGUGGUGGAAAUUGGCAAUCAAGUGAUACACGAGAGUUGUUCUAUCCGGUAUUCUUUGAAAAGCGGAGAAAGUUGUCCUUGUGUUUUGAACUGA